Messenger RNA from Sodiomyces alkalinus F11, 3842 nucleotides. Its product is annotated as ATP-dependent RNA helicase DOB1. The coding region runs from base 203 to 3517 and encodes 1104 amino acids. The transcript has 2 exons. NCBI's taxonomy places the organism in Eukaryota, Fungi, Ascomycota, Sordariomycetes, Glomerellales, Plectosphaerellaceae. The record is from RefSeq and is a predicted model, not a curated record. Gene Ontology annotation, biological process: maturation of 5.8S rRNA; RNA catabolic process. Gene Ontology annotation, cellular component: nucleus. Gene Ontology annotation, molecular function: RNA helicase activity; ATP binding; RNA binding.
GUGUGCGCGACGGUCUUCUGGCCACCCACUCCUCAACCACCUUAUUCUUUAGCCUCAAGAGGUAGUCUCCGCCUCUUUUUUGUGAACACCAGAAUCUUUCUCGUCUUAAGAUCCGAUAUUCUCUCUUUGAGUGCUACUGUCAAGGAUCCCUCAUUGUACUCACAAGCGCCAGGAUACCAUACUCUGGGCGCAAGACGUCGAGAUGGAUGACCUUUUCGACGUCUUCGAGGGCAGCGGCCAGCCCGACACCGCAGAGGCCAGCGAAGCAGAGGCUGCCCCCCAACAGUCCCGUACCAAGUCCAAGAAGUCCGACAAAGAUAAGAGCAAAAAGCGAAAAGCCGACGGCCGCGUGAAGAAUCAAGUCGUUAACCAAGAUGCCGACGUUGAUAUGACCAACGGUGGAGAGGUUUCGAAGGACGAAGCUCAACCGGAAUCUCGUCAGCCCUCGUCCGAUGCUCAAAAGGAGGAAGAGAGCAACAAACGGCGCAAGAAGGAAGAUGAAGCGGAACCAGUUCUCACCGACACGUUCCAGACGGCCGAGUCUAGACAAGUCGAGGGCGCGCAAACUUUCACCCCUGGCGAGGGCGAGGCGAUUGUGUUGUCUCAUAACAUCCAGCAUCAAGUCGCCUUGCCCCCCGAUCUAGAUUACGAAUACGUUCCCCUUUCCGAACACAAGCCGCCCGCCGAACCCGCCCGUACAUGGCCCUUCAAACUCGACCCCUUCCAGAGCCUCUCGGUCGCCUCCAUAGAGCGUGACGAGAGUGUCCUAGUCUCCGCUCACACAAGUGCCGGUAAAACAGUCGUCGCAGAGUACGCCAUAGCGCAGUGCCUCAAGCGGGACCAGAGGGUCAUCUACACCAGUCCGAUCAAGGCCCUUAGCAACCAGAAGUACCGAGAUUUCGAGGCCAUGUUCGGUGACGUGGGCUUGAUGACAGGUGAUGUUACUAUCAACCCCACGGCCAGCUGCCUCGUCAUGACGACGGAGAUUCUGCGUUCCAUGUUGUACCGCGGUUCCGAGAUCAUGCGCGAAGUUGCCUGGGUUGUUUUCGACGAGAUUCACUACAUGCGCGACAAGACGCGUGGUGUUGUCUGGGAGGAGACCAUCAUCCUUCUUCCUGACAAGGUCCGCUACGUCUUCCUGUCGGCCACCAUCCCCAACGCCUUCCAGUUCGCCGAGUGGAUUGCCAAGAUCCACCAUCAGGCUUGUCACGUCGUCUACACCGAUUUCCGACCGACUCCUCUGCAAAAUUACUUCUUCCCCGCCGGUGGAAACGGGAUCUUCCUGGUGGUCGAUGAGAAGGGAGUGUUCCGCGAGCAGAACUUCCAGAAGACCAUGGCGGCGGUCGAGGCAUCCCGCGGACAAGACUCGAACGACCCCAACGCAACGUGGAAGGGCAAAGGUGCCAAGAAGAAGACACAGAAGGGCGGCGCGAGCGAGUCGCAAUCCGACAUCACCAAGAUCAUUCGCAUGGCCAUGUCGAAGAACUUCCACCCCGUCAUCGUCUUCAACUUCAGCAAGCGAGAGUGUGAGAACAUUGCGCUCGAGAUCUCCAAGUUCCAGUUCAACACCGCGUCGGAGCAGGCCAUGGUCCGCAAGGUCUUCACCAGCGCCAUCGAGAGCCUCUCCGAGAUCGACCGCCAGCUGCCUCAAAUCCAGCACCUUCUCCCCCUCCUGGAACGAGGCAUCGGAGUCCAUCACUCUGGAUUGUUGCCCAUCCUGAAAGAGACCAUUGAGAUUCUGUUCCAGGAGCAGCUUAUCAAGGUUCUGGUUGCCACAGAAACCUUCUCCAUCGGCCUCAACAUGCCGGCGAAGACGGUCGUGUUCACCCAGGUCACGAAAUGGGAUGGCAUCAAGACCCGACCCCUCACGCCCUCCGAGUACAUCCAGAUGUCCGGCCGUGCCGGUCGUCGUGGUCUCGAUUCCCGCGGUAUCGUCAUCAUGAUGAUCGACGAGAAGAUGGAGCCCGAUACGGCCCGCGGCAUCGUGGUCGGACAGCAAGACCGGCUCAAUUCUGCCUUUUACCUUGGUUACAACAUGAUCCUGAACCUGCUUCGAAUCGAGGCCGUCUCGCCCGAAUUCAUGCUUGAGCGGUGUUUCCAUCAGUUCCAGAACGCCGCCAGCGUCCCUGCCCUGGAACGCGACCUCAUGAAUCUUCAACAGGAGCGCGACAACAUGGUCAUCGCCGACGAGUCGACGGUCAAGGACUAUUACAACAUCCGGACGCAGCUCGAACAGUACACCAGGGACAUGCGCUCGGUCAUUCAGCACCCGAACUAUUGCCUCGACUUUCUGCAGCCGGGCCGACUCGUGCGUAUCUACAACCCCAAGCAUCAAGAUGACAGUCUGGACGGCGCGGAUUUCGGCUGGGGUGUUGUGGUCAAGUUUGUGAAACGCCGCGAACCCAAGAAGGGCGAGCCGACGUAUCCCCCGCAAGAAGCUUACCUCGUUGAUGUCUUGCUCCCCGUUUCGGCCGAGAGCAGCGAAGUGAAUCCGGGACCUAACCAGACGACGGAAAUGCCCAAAGGCUUGUAUCCGGAGACGUCGUCCGAAUCGGGCCGCUUCGAGGUGAUUCCCUGCUUCCUGUCGUGCAUCAAGAGCAUCAGCCAGAUCCGCGUCUUCAUGCCCAAGGAUCUCAACCAAAAGUCCAGCAGGGACGAAGUGCGCGGGGCGCUCCUCGAAGUCAAGAAACGGUUCCCCGACGGAAUGCCCCUCCUGGAUCCGAUCGAGACCAUGGCCAUCACGGAUGAUUCGUUCAAGAAGUUGCUUCGGAAGAUCGAAGUGCUCGAGUCGCGCCUCCUGACGAACCCUCUUCACGGGUCUCCACUGCUGCCGGAACUGUAUCUGAGGUACAGGGCCAAGGUCAAGCUGUCGGAGCAGAUCAAGGAGAAGAAGAAGGAGAUCGCCAAGGCCCAUACCAUCUCGCAGAUGGAUGAGCUCAAGGCUCGGAAGCGGGUGCUCCGGCGCCUGGGGUUCCUGAACGACGCGGAAGUCGUCCAGCUCAAAGCCCGUGUCGCGUGCGAGCUGUCAUCGACCGAAGGCCACGAGCUGAUCCUCGCCGAGCUGCUGUUUGAUCGGUUCUUCAACGAGCUAGCGCCCGAGACGAUCGCGGCGGUCCUGAGCUGCUUCGUGCUCGACGAGAAGCUGGAGGCGCAGCCGCUCAAGGAGGAGCUCGACAAGCCGUAUCGCGCCGUUGUGGCCAAGGCGCGGCAGGUGGCCAAAGUGAGCAUUGAGAACAAGCUCGACGUGAACGAGGAGGAAUUCGUGGCCAAGUUCAAGUGGCAGCUGAUGGAGACGGUGUACGCAUGGGCCAACAACAAGCCUUUUGCAGAGAUCUGUAAAAUGACCAACGCCUACGAAGGGUCGCUGAUCCGGCUCUUCCGUCGUCUCGAGGAGUUGCUCCGCCAAAUGGCGCAAGGCGCCAAGGUCAUGGGCAGUGAGGAGCUAACGUCCAAGUUUGAGGCGAGUUUGAACAAGAUCCGCCGUGACAUUGUUGCAGCGCAAAGCUUGUACUUGUGAAGGGUGAGUGAGGGUGGGAGGUAAGUUGCUUCAUCUCCUGGGGAAAAGGUCGGGGCCAACCGUUGCCCUUGGGUUACGAGGAGUCGACCGACAAUACGAGAAUGCAGGAAUGCGACACGGCGACGGUGCUUGGCCUCGUGCCCAGCGUUUCUCUCAUCGGCGCGCGUGUUUAUAUGAACUUUCGGCAUGAUAAAAGGAGUUGAGGUUUGGACAUGGAUUAUACCAUUGUAGCUUUCUUGGAUUUUCUGCUUGUCGAGACAUGGAGGCAUAAGGGGGCUUUGCAUACCUCCCUCCUCCAGGCCGCCAAUUCACUAGCAUAAUGGCC